AUGGCAAAUGAAGAUCAGCGUGCGCGCGACUGGAGCGGCAGCACGAGUGCAAGUAGGAACACGGCCAAGUACUACAAACACAAUCGACGUGAGGAGGUGGGCGAAGAGGCUGAAGAACCGCAACACUACGACGCUCGUAGUCCCGCAAGAAUCGUAAACCAUGCAUCGGAGCAUGCAUGGUGGUUCCAGGGUGGGUGCUGGUUCCCAAGCGAAGCGUAUGAUGGAGAUGUGAUAGCUGGUAGGAGUAGCUGCCAGGGACAAGAACGAAGCCACGAGCAAACAACGAGGCGCAGGUGGAAACAUGAGGAGGAGGAGCCGCAGAAACUGGACAAGCCUGUGAAGGCGAUCGUGGAGGAGGCUGCAACACGAGCCGUAGCACAGAUAAUAGUUGAGCUGCGCACGAAUGCAUUGCUGGGGAUGCGACUGACAGCUAUGGCGGAGGAAGCUGCGAAACGAGCUGUAGCACGACAUUUUGUUGAUUUGCGCGCGAAAGCACUGUUGGACUCGCAAGGAAAUACGGCAGAGCUCUGCUCGGAUGAACCACGAGAGAAGCAAGCUGAUGCAGACGGGCUCAAGAAGAAACAAGGACUCCUCGCGUGGCGUGAAAUUCUGAAGCACAAGAACAUCAAGGUGCGCAACGUUCAGUGCGUGAAUGGCAAGGUGCGAGUACAAUUCUAUCGCAGCUACUGGGCAGCAGGGGAUCGUGGUCCUACGACUACAAGACCUCCGCUGAGAAGCAAGGUGCUCGAAACCGAACUGCAGCAGGAACACUACUCCGGCGACUACGAUGGUGAACCCGUGUGUCCGACUAAGUGGGUUGGACUACAAUCAUGA
This is a messenger RNA of Phytophthora sojae, 834 nucleotides long. RefSeq lists its product as hypothetical. The record is from RefSeq and is a predicted model, not a curated record. Lineage: Eukaryota; Oomycota; Peronosporomycetes; Peronosporales; Peronosporaceae. The coding region runs from base 1 to 834 and encodes 277 amino acids. The transcript has a single exon.